GCAACGACAAGAUGUACACCGAUAAGUUCUUUGAGACUAUGCUAGUGAUGUGCACUUUUCUUAGAUUUUAAUCCUGUUUGGUAUUCAGGAAAAUGGACUGUAACACAAAUUAAAGUACAUUUCCGACAGUUUAAUUAUAGGUCAUAGUGAUAAAAUGUGAUUAAAACGAAGGGGGUGUUUUAGCCUAGAUAUACACGUCAUACUUUCGACAUAGAGAUACUAUUGAUGAUCUGAUAUCAGAGAAAAUGGCGACCGCCAGUCCAGGUCAAGCUUCGCCGGCAAAGGCGCAGCAGAAUCGUUGCCGUCUUUUUCGUCUGCAAAUGCUGAUUAUUGACGGCGGACUACAAAUACUAAGAAACAUUUUUGAUAAGAAACUUCAAAAUGUUUCUCUAAGCGCAUUUUUGCAACAAGAGAGGUCAACAAUAACCAAAUUAAGAUCACGCGGAAUAAUUACUCAGGUGCAAUAUGAUCUACUGUUUCCAUCAGGUGGCAGCGGUCCAGCUACAACAGACCUAGACAUCACGUUAAUCAUAUGUCUCCUUAGGAACAUCAAGUAUUUCGGGCUGAACAAGAAGUUCCAAUGGAACUCAAUUCCUGCACAAGGUGAUACUUCAGUUGAGGCUGAUAUUUCUCGUCUGAAAAUAUACAGGAACGAGCUCAGUCACAUAUCUUCAACAAGUGGAAUAACGCUGAUUGUCUUCACAACAAAGUGGACCGAGAUCGAGCAGGUUCUUUUGAGGUUGAACACGGCGGUGUCACCCAUACCAGACCUACAAAAGAUGAUUGAUGACUUUAAAGUGAAUCCACUCGAUCCACAGGCGGAGAUAAGGGUUCAGAAGGCCAUAGACAGUUGGCAAACGUUGGAAAAGGGGGUAGAAGCUGAUUUAAAACUGUUGAAAAUGGAGGACGAGAAGAUAAAAUGUACUCUAAAAGUGCAAGAUCAAACCACGAAAAAGCAUGCACAGAGUAUUGAUGAAUUAAAGAAGAAGACGUGUGAACAUGAUGAACAAAUACAUGACCAUGCUAAACAAAUACAAGAAUUGAAGCUAAAGGAAGAAACUAGAAAAGAUGACAAAGCAGAUACAGAGUCAACAUAUGAAGAAAGUAAAAAAAAACUGAAGGAUGAACUCAUCAUAUGGUACAACACAAAUCAAAGUACAGUUCCUCUUUCACCACUCACAGAUGAUCCCCAUACCCCUCUGGCUGGGUUCUACAUUAUGCCAGAAAUUGACAUACAGACUUAUCUAUCAGGCGGAAGGAAAGAAACAACUAGGGUCAAGUCGUUACAGGACCUGUUUACAUGUGGAAGAAAAGUUCCACGGGAAAUAUAUUUAUCAGCAGUUGCUGGAUUUGGGAAAACAGCAUUUUCAAAAUAUCUUGCAAUAACAUGGUGUCAAGCUCAUAAAAAAGAUGAAAAUUAUAAGCAUUUUAAAAAAGAAGAAUUAAAAGCUUUAUCUGGCUUUGAGUUUUUAUUUCUAGUGCUAUUGAGAGAUUCAACUGAAGUCUGUGAUGUCGACGACAUGAUUGAACAACAAGUCAUUCAAUACCUUCCGUGCUCAUCUUCAUUGCCAAAAGGUCUAUUAAAGGACAUUCUACGAGAUGAAAAAUGUCUUGUUAUAUUAGAUGGACUAGACGAAUGGACACAUCCUGACAACGAUUGUACAAAACUUCCUAAAGUUAUUCCACAUCGAUAUGCACGUGAAAAGUGUAUAAUCUUGACAACGACCCGGCCGUGGAAGCUUGGAGUCUCAAACUUAAAGACAAGUCAAAUGGACAAAAUAAUAGAGCUAGUUGAACUAAAUGAAGAUAAUGCAUGGAAGUUUAAGCUUAACACAAUGAAAAUAUUGAUAGGCAACAUUGAAGAUGGUGAGCUGAAAAAUGAAGUGUGUAGAUUUGAAGAAGAAAUCAAUGACCAUGACCUUGAAGAUAUGGAAUACACCCCUCUCCUGUUACUCUAUCUUAUAUGCUUAUGGGUUGAAAAAAUUCCAAUUGGAAAUUCUGCAGUUGAAUUAUAUACAGGCAUUAUUCAACUCCUUCUAUCUAGAACAGAAAAGUUACAUGGAAAGUUUCAUUCAUCAUGUGAAAAAUAUCUGAAUAACGUUCCCGAAUGCUUUAGAACACAUCAACAUUUUUGUAGGUACUACAUGUUUUUGGUGACCAUUGGGAAACUUGCUUUUUAUACACUAUUCAGUAAGAAAAAGGAGCACACAUUAGUUUUUGAUAAAUAUGUUGCAGAAAAAUAUCUAAACCAAGAAGAUUUGAAAUCAAGCUGUCUAUCAGGAAUAUUAUCAGAAAGUAAAGUGAAAACAUUAAUAAAUGAAAGUUCUAAAAUCUCAUUUUCACAUAAAACAGUGCAGGAAUACUUUUCAGCAAUAUUUAUAAGUUUUCAAAAUUCAGGUGAAGUUCAAAAAAUCAUCUUUAAAGAGUGCAACUGCUUACAAAAUAUUCUAGACAUGUCAAAAGUGUUUACCUUUAUUAGUUACAUGAACCCUGAAUUAAUGUCUACAAUAUCAAGUGAUUUAAUGCCUGUGAUAAACAAUGAUGAAAAAACAAGCAAAUACAGAACUCUGACAGGUUAUGAUAACAUGUACAUUGAUCCAUUACAAGACAUACAAGACAUGUACAUUUCUUGUGCCAAAGAAAGCCAGGAAAACAAAGACCUCAAAUUGUGUUUACAAGAUUUCUUCAUUAGUGAAAAAUGUCAACAAGAAAACUACUUCAAACAAUUACAAUGUCUGUGUCAACAAAAUAAAGAAAAUAUAAAAUCAAUAAUGAUAGAAAAUGAAGGUAUUUGUAGUCUACAAGAAAUUAUCAGUUUGUUUACACUCUCUGACCUUCCACAUAUAGAGAAAUUAUUGUAUAGAGGUGAAAUUGUAGAAGAGGAAAUAAUGAGCUUGUUAUUGAACCCUUUAAAAUGUUUAACUGUGAUAUCAAGUAAAUGGGAAAAUCAUGACUUUGUAGAAGAAGAUUGCCAGCUGUCUGCAGAGAUAAAUGGACGACUGGUAAAAUUACAACACCUGGAGUGUUUAUAUAUAGACUGUUUCACUAUGAGCCACGAGGUAAUGGAGACAUUGUUAAAUUUCCUCACUAGUAAAAAAUCAAUGAAAGAAAUAUCAUUGUACAGUUUAUACUGUAGUGAUCACAAGAAUACUUCAUGUAGGGGAUUCAACCUUGACCUGUCUCAACAUUCACAACUAAGAUAUUUAGGAUUGGCCAGGAUACCUGUGUCACAAUUAAACAUGGAUGUAUCAUUGUUAGAGGAAUGUCGUGUAGGUGAAUUAUAUAAACCUGGUGUUGUGUCAUCUUAUCUCAGUCAACUACCAGCAGCCAGUAAACUACAAACAUUUUGGUGUAGUGAUCUAGAAUCUUCCAGUGACAUAGAAACAAUGUUACAAACAUUAUCAUUGUUAUAUCAUGUGAAAGUUGUUUGGUUGUGUUACAUCAAUCUAGGUGAAAGAUCAUUAACACUGUCACCUCAAAUGAUCAAUAUUGAACGUGUUGACUUGAUGUAUAUAACAAUGUCUUGUUCAGUGUUAUAUGAUCUCAUUACUGUUAUAAACAAACUACCACAUACAGUGACAGUAUAUAUGUUAGGUUGUGAUAUAAAACCAGAAACAGAAUUUGAAAACUUUAAAACAUUUAUAAAACAAUCAGACAAUUUUGUGGUCACCUAUGAUGACACCGUGCAGUCUGGAGAGUAUGGGUUUGAGUUUAAAACAACAACAAGUACUGAGUAACCUUAAAUGAACUUGUGAGAAACAAUUUAUAAAUAGAUUAUGAGACAAGUGACAGGUGAAAUAGACAUCAUUUUUUAUUUUGAGUCUGACAUUUAAUCAAUACUUUGCUGUACAUAACAAUGUGAUGUGAAUGGAAACUGAUGAUUUUCUUCUUAGGACAACAAAUGUGGAUUAAUUUUAGAUGUGUUUAACCCAACAUUAUGUGCAUUCCUUCUUCCAAGAAAUGGGCAGAUUCACAAACGACUUCAAUUAAUCCAAGAACUGACAUUUAUGUGGAAUUUUCUGUAAUUAUGAUAUGAACAAAAUCAUAGACUACAAAAUGGGUCCUACACAAACAUAAUGUGUCACAUGGGAUUCAUGAACAGUACAUGUAUGGAAUAAUUUUGCGUGCAUACAAGACUGAAGUCACAUAGUGUAAUGAAGUCCAGCAAUUGUUUGAAGAUACUGGUAUUUAUAAAAUAUAUAUAACAGUUCAUAUUAACU
This is a messenger RNA of Ruditapes philippinarum (Manila clam), 4220 nucleotides long. RefSeq lists its product as uncharacterized. The coding region runs from base 246 to 3737 and encodes 1163 amino acids. The record is from RefSeq and is a predicted model, not a curated record. The transcript has 7 exons. Lineage: Eukaryota; Metazoa; Mollusca; Bivalvia; Venerida; Veneridae.